This is a messenger RNA of Zingiber officinale, 1745 nucleotides long. Its product is annotated as DEAD-box ATP-dependent RNA helicase 10-like. NCBI's taxonomy places the organism in Eukaryota, Viridiplantae, Streptophyta, Magnoliopsida, Zingiberales, Zingiberaceae. The transcript has 14 exons. The record is from RefSeq and is a predicted model, not a curated record. The coding region runs from base 148 to 1461 and encodes 437 amino acids. Gene Ontology annotation, molecular function: nucleic acid binding; RNA helicase activity; ATP binding.
UUUCCAUAGCCUUCCUCAACGCCCACGCACAUAACCGGAAAACCUUUCUUCUCUAUUCAGCGCCGCCGAAAACGCUUCCUAUUCCUCUAUUCACACCGAGAAAUUCUAAAUCUCCGUUCAUCCUCAGUUCGAACAAGGUUUUCAGAGAUGGAGGAAGAUGGGUCUCCGCAGACCUUCAAAACUCUUGGUUUGAAGGAAGAGUUGGUGGAAUCUUGUGAGAUUUUGGGGUGGAAAGCCCCUACAAAGAUCCAAAUUGAGGCAAUUCCCUUUGCUCUUGAAGGCAAAGAUGUUAUUGGAUUGGCACAAACAGGGUCUGGCAAGACAGGAGCUUUUGCAUUGCCAAUUCUUCAAGCUUUGUUGGACGCUCCACAAAGAUUAUUUGCUUGUGUACUUUCACCUACUAGGGAAUUGGCAAUUCAGAUUUCUGAACAAUUUGAAGCUUUAGGAUCUGUCAUUGGAGUGAAAUGCACUGUGUUAGUGGGAGGUGUUGACAUGACACAACAAGCAAUUUCUCUUGGAAAGCGCCCACAUAUUGUGGUGGGCACACCAGGGCGUCUCUUGGAUCAUUUGACCAAUACAAAAGGUUUUAGCCUUCGCACAAUAAAGUAUCUGGUCCUUGAUGAGGCUGAUAGGUUACUCAACUUGGAAUUUGAGAAAGCUAUUGAUGAUAUCUUGAAGGUUAUUCCUUCUGAAAGGAAUACAUUUCUAUUUUCAGCUACGAUGACCAAAAAGGUCAGUAAACUUCAACGAGCUUGUUUAAGGCAUCCCGUGAAGAUAGAAGCUGAUACCAAAUAUUCCACGGUGGAUACCCUUAAUCAACAGUAUUGCUUUAUUCCUGCAAAGCAUAAGGAUUGCUAUCUUGUCUACAUUCUUAAUGAGAAGCAGAAUUUUACAACAAUGGUAUUCACUCGAACCUGUGAAUCAACCCGGCUUCUGUCCCUGCUUCUUCGAAAUAUAGGGAUGAGAGCAAUCCCUAUUAGUGGUCAAAUGAGCCAGGACAAGAGGCUGGGGGCUCUAAACAGAUUCAAAGCGGGUGAUUGUAACAUCCUGAUAUGCACAGAUGUGGCUAGUAGGGGCCUUGACAUCCCUUCAGUUGAUAUGGUUAUCAAUUAUAAUAUACCAACAAAUUCGAAGGACUAUGUUCAUCGUGUGGGUAGAACUGCACGUGCUGGGCGUUCUGGAAUGGCCAUAUCAUUAGUAAACCAGUAUGAAGUGGCAUGGUAUAUGCAGAUAGAGCAGCUUAUUGGCAAAAAGCUACCAAAGUACCCAGCUGAGGAAGCUGAAGUUCUUGUGUUCUUUGAACGUACUUCAGAUGCGAAGAGGAUUGCUCUUGCGAAAAUUAAGGAAAGUAAUGGCAAUAAGAAGAGAAAGAAAGGAGGAGAUGAUGAUGAUGAUGAUAAUGAAGCCGAGGGAUUUGCUGUAAAUACCAAGAAAUCAUUCAGGAAAUCAAAGAGACGAUAAUGAAGCAGAUCCUGUCACAUGGGCUGUCAUCUUACCGUCAGCAUGUACUUGUUGAAUUUCAUCAACUGAAGAUGAAAAAAGUUUCUGUAUGGAUUUGAAGGGGAAUUCAUUCUAUUUAUCUGAUUUUGCUAAAUUGCAGUGUAGGUUUCAUGUUUAAAUGAUUUGCAGGUCCUAGCUUCUGUACAGGACACCGCUUAUACUUAUUAUUUUUUGGUCUUUUUUACUAUGUUCUUGUAAGGCAAUUCUGUUUGUCUUUUUUUUCCCCUGCCACAACGAAACUAAAA